AUGGUCGACGACAACGACGACAUCGACGCAGCUGCGAUACAGUCGCUCGUAGAAAUCGCGCAACUGAAUCCAACGCAAGCUCGAAACGCUCUGAAACAUUACGGGAACUCUUUGGAAAACGCGUGUAAUGCGUUUUUCAAUGGCUCUUUACAGUUUACCGAGAACGACGCAAUCAAACUCCCCGCCGAUAUCGAUAUCGUUGACGGAGAAGAAGAAGAAGAAGAGGAUGAUGAUUUAGUCAUGAUAGAUGGAGAUGGAACCGAUAGAAGAACAAGAAGAGGAAACGAGAAUAGACGUAGUCAACAACAAGAACAAGAGCAAACGAGGCACGAAAAUGCUACGAAUCAACAACAACAACAACAACAACAACUCGUGCCUUUGCUUCCCGUGCGAGCGGUGUUUGGCCUUCUCUCCGUGGCGGUGAAAAUUACGAGUACGAUUUUAUCAAAGAUAUUACCAUCGAACGUGCUGAGUUCUUUGUCGCGAGCGUUUCGAGCGCAUCGUCUCAACCAACGGUACUUAGCGGCCAGCGCCAGAGGAAGAGGGGCGGUUGGACCGACGAGAGGCGACCCGAUCGAAGCGGCGAAAGAGUUUCGAAGAACGUUUAUGAACGAGAACGAUGGAAACUGUUUGAUAAACUUCGUCGAACUUUCGCAUUCAGACGCGUUGCGAAUGGCAAAGUCGGAAUAUAAGCUGUGUUUUGUCUACUUGCACUCUCCGAUACACGACGACGCGCUCGGUUUCUGUAAAGACGUUUUGAAUGAUCCAAACGUCGCGAGUUUCGUCAACGAAAAGUUCGUGGCUUGGGGAGGCGACGUCUCGAAUUCAGACGCGCUAUUGCUCGCGCUCGGUGUCUCGCCUUCGUCCUUUCCAUACUGUGCGCUGCUUAAUUCGUCUGGCUCGCGCGUUUCGCUCGUCGUGUCUGUUGAAGGAUAUUGCGGCAGCGACGAACUUCUCGAAGUUUUGGAAAAGUCCAUCGAAGACGCAUCCGGUUCAAUGAGCGAGGCGCGAUCUCGGAACGAAGCCGCCGAAAACGAUAGGUUGUUGAGGGAAGAGCAGGACGCGGCAUUCCGGGCAUCGUUAGCUGCUGAUGCUGCGAAAGAGGCGAAAAGAGUUCAAGAGAUGGAAGAGGAGGAAGCGCGCUUGAAGGAAGCUGAAAACGAACGAUUGGAAAACGAAAGAAUUGAAAGCGAAAACCGACGCAAAGAAGAAGAGCGCGCGAUGGCUUUGAAGAAUCGCCGGGAAGAAAAAGCUGCGCGCUUAAAACCAGAACCAGAGAUGAGCGUCACGGAAAAUGUGACUAAAAUUGCAUUUCGUAUGGCGGAUGGAAGUCGCGUCGAGAGACGCUUCGCUUCGAGAGAGUCGACUUUGAACGACGUGUACGAUUUCGUGGACACGCUCGAAUGCGUUUCGGAAACGAAAUAUAGUCUAGUAUCGAAUUUCCCUCGAAAAGUGUUUCACCGAACGGACGAGCUGUUGAUUGAAGUCUCAGAGCUCUCCUCCAACGGUGCCAUGCUUUUCGUUCAAUCGGAAGAACAAUAA
This is a messenger RNA of Bathycoccus prasinos, 1542 nucleotides long. RefSeq lists its product with no specific name. NCBI's taxonomy places the organism in Eukaryota, Viridiplantae, Chlorophyta, Mamiellophyceae, Mamiellales, Bathycoccaceae. The record is from RefSeq and is a predicted model, not a curated record. Gene Ontology annotation, cellular component: endoplasmic reticulum. Gene Ontology annotation, molecular function: ubiquitin binding. Bases 1 to 1542 code for a protein of 513 amino acids. The transcript has a single exon.